Oxyura jamaicensis (ruddy duck) is the source of this 4323-nucleotide messenger RNA. RefSeq names its product AMMECR1 like (gene AMMECR1L). The record is from RefSeq and is a predicted model, not a curated record. The transcript is spliced from 7 exons. Bases 64 to 996 code for a protein of 310 amino acids. NCBI's taxonomy places the organism in Eukaryota, Metazoa, Chordata, Aves, Anseriformes, Anatidae.
CCCGCGGCCGGGCGGGCGGCAGGAGGGUUCUGCAGUGCUCCAGGAAGCAAGUUUUGAAGCAGGAUGGGAAAAAGACGCUGUGUUCCUCCACUUGAGCCCAAGCUGGCAGCUGGCUGUUGUGGGGUAAAGAAGCCCAAAUUGUCUGGGAGCGGAACGCACAGUCAUGGGAAUCAGGCCACGACAGUACCGGGCUCCAGUUCAGGUCCUCUUCAGAACCACCAGCAUACAGAUGCGAACAAUGGAAGGGAGAACGUAUCUGACUUGACUUUGGGCCCAGGAAAUUCCCCAAUUACUCGAAUGAAUCCCGCUUCAGGAGCUCUGAGCCCACUUACUCGGCCCAAUGGAACUGCCAACAGCACCAAGAACCUGGUGGUGACAGCGGAGAUGUGCUGCUACUGCUUUGAUGUACUCUACUGUCAUCUCUACGGUUUCCCUCAGCCACGACUUCCUCGAUUUACCAAUGACCCCUAUCCACUCUUUGUGACGUGGAAGACGGGGCGAGACAAGCGGCUUCGUGGCUGCAUCGGGACCUUUUCAGCCAUGAAUCUUCACUCAGGACUCAGGGAAUACACAUUAACCAGUGCACUUAAGGACAGCCGAUUUCCACCCCUGACCCGCGAGGAGCUGCCCAAACUCUUCUGCUCUGUCUCCCUCCUCACUAACUUUGAGGAUGCCAGUGACUACCUGGACUGGGAGGUUGGGAUCCAUGGGAUCAGAAUAGAGUUCAUCAAUGAGAAAGGUGUCAAACGCACAGCCACAUAUUUACCUGAGGUUGCUAAGGAACAAGACUGGGAUCAGAUCCAGACCAUAGACUCCUUACUCAGGAAAGGUGGCUUUAAGGCUCCCAUUACCAAUGAUUUUAGGAAAACGAUUAAGCUCACCAGGUACCGCAGUGAGAAGGUGACAAUCAGUUACGCAGAAUACAUGGCCUCCCGUCAGCAUUGUUUCCAGAACGGCACUCUUCAUGCCCCCCCCCUCUACAAUCAUUACUCCUGACACACGGCUGCAUGACCAGUCCCACCCCCCAGUUGCUGCCAACGGCUACGACAUCAUUGGGGCGGAUGCCUCCUCUUCCUGGUCCAGUUACUUCUAUUACUGCACCAUUUUAUGAUGCUAGCUUCCGUUGCCAAGUCUGCCUUCCAGCUGACCUGGGGGGAAGAUGAGAGCAUGACAGGACUUCUGGGGCCCAAGCCUUAUCUCAGCCUUCCCUCCGCGCGGGGGUUCAGUUGGAUCGGGGCUCCAUGCCUAUGAACUGUCGUGAGGUGCAGAAGACCUCUCGGAGUGAAAGUGCCACUUGAGACUGGUCUGUUCUUGUGCGUGACCGACACUCCAGAACCUUGAGCUGUUGGUUAUGGAAGCCCCCCAGAUCAAGUAGGAGCAUUCCCCUGGCAGCCUGGGCAACGGAGUCCAACAAAACAUUUUUUAGGUUCUUUUUAAUUUUUUUUAACCUCUGGUAUCUGUUGUGUACCAUGAGCUGAUUGCAGUCCCCACACAUCAUAUGGGGAGGGUUGAACAUCUGGAUAGCACCCCAUCCUCACGGACAGAAAACAGUUACAGAUGCGAAAAACCUUUGGAUGGUAUUGCAGAUGAUUCCAAUAUUUAAAUAAACCCUAGAAGGCUUUAAUUCUCAGAUUCCACCUAGGUUGGAAUCCACCUAGGUAGGCUGGAUUCUCUAGAACUCCUUUUGGUUUACUGUUUGCUGGUUUUUUAGACAGUGCUUUGUAACGUAGCCUGCUAUGAAAUAGAAUGCUGUUAGCUCUCUAAGAGAACAAACCGUCGUGCUGCGUAUGUGAAGGACGAGGUACUGGAGUGUACCCUGGACAGUCUUCUCUGUUCCUACCAAGUUUUGUAUUGAAACAUUUGUAACAGAGCCUGAUUGGAUUAGGGAUGGGGAGGGGGGUUGCAGAGAAUUGACUGUAGUCAUGCAAGGGAGACAAGUGACUGAAAUUUGUUUAAUUUAAGAAAACAGUCUCGGGGACCUUCCUUUUGAUAGGACAGCCACUUGCUCUAGUGUGACUUUUGAUCGUGAGAAUUGUCAGUGUUCUAGUUUAUAGCAGGCCUUGGGAAUAAAACUGUAGUUUUGUUGGUAAGCUAUCUUAUACAGCUUUUUCAUUACCACAUCAAGGCAAUGAGCGAGGAAAAUGUAUACUACCCGAACUGUAUGGAUCUCACGUGCACUCUGUACUUCUUCUCCUAUCAUUGAGGACUGCAAGAAGUACUCUAGGAGGAAGGUAUGUUAUCUAGUUACUUGUGCAGCCUCAUUGAGGGAUGCCGUCUCAGUGAGGUCACUGGACUACAAAAUGUAAUUUUUUCCAAAUUCCUGGAGGGUCAGCAAUGAUGAGGAAAGAAAAUACAAGUGCAUAGCAGAGUAGUGGCUAUUUGGCUGCAUAUAGCUUUAAAGUUUGCUUAUGAGUGGUAAUGAUGACUUUUUAAAUUGGCUGGUGUUCCAAGCCUGAAAUUCUCUCCUGGCGUGGCAGGGAAUAGGGCUGGUAGAAAGCUCAGCACUGCAUGCUGCUGCUCCUUCGGGUCCUAGAGAAGCAAACAGGAUGGUGCAGUUUUGCCUGGUGGCAGUGUCGUGUUCUCCUGCUGCUGGAGGAGAGGAAAGGAGGAGGUCCUAAUCUGGAUAACUGUGCAAUAUCGACCCAGCUUUCCUCCAGUACUGGGUCAUUCUUCUAAGUUGCCACUUUUCCCUUGUGAUGUUGUUGAAAAGCAAUCGAAGAUUAAGGGAUUGUUUCGUUAUUUCCUGCUGCUGAGAAUAAAUCGGUCUUGUUACAAACUUGAGUGGUUUGUAAUUACUCUCCCAGGUGCCCUGCAGUGAUGGGGGAGGGUGGGGUCAGCUCUGGACAUACCAUUCACCUUUCAGCUGUCAAACAGUAUGAUACAUAGGGCUACACCCAUUACUGUUCAAGUGUUCUAUGUUAGAAUUUAAUUUCUAAAAGGUUUAAAAAGAGCAAAAAAAUGGUGCUAAAACUUCACCCCUGAGCACGCUCAGUGAGACUGGUCAUGCAGGCAUUUAGUGCCGGGCUUCUCAACUAUUGUUUCUUUUUCAACUGUUUGCCCUGUUCUGUCUUCAGCAGUGUAUAGUGUUUUCCUGAUUUCAUUUUAUUUGAAUAGGGGAUGACUAAGGGGUGGGGUGGGAAGGGUUAGCUGUCAUUUUUAAAGAACAGAAUUUUAUGAUUGAGUGACUCGGUUGGUUUAAGCUUGAAGCGGGCUAGAUGGUUUGGGACUGAGGAAGCCUUAUCCUCUCCCACUUCCAUUUCCCUGCUCGGUCUGUUUAAAAAAAAAUACAAAAAAAAAAACAAAAACACCUCUAAAUAUGUACUGUGUUCUUGUCUUGCUGCAGUGAGAAGAGAAGCUAGUAAAUCAGAACCACUGGUCUGCUGCCUAAGAAACGGGCCCUCUCAGCUUUAGUCCCAUAAGGGUCCAGCUCUAAAAUCAGUCAAAAAAAAGUGUGUCGAUAGUUAAAUUAGCUCAGAAAAAAUGUAUGACAAGGACAGGUGGUCUCAGGAAAUAAUCCCAUUUCUAGAUCAUUACAUGGCAGCUAUGCAUAAGGAUGAAAGAAGUGAACUAGAAACAAAAUGUACUUUGAUUGGCCUCAAGAUGGAGGUCACAAAACCCAGCGAUUUAAUAAUUUUUUUCUGGGGUUACUUUGCUGGGACAGCAUGUUAGAAAUACUCCUUCUCAAAGCAAUUGUCACCUGGUUUGAUCUGGAUUUAUCUCAUCCUUAGAAGCAAGUGCCUUUUGGUCUAGAAGGGCUUAUUCUCAUGAUAACCACAGCUGAGAAAAAAUCUCACUGCAAGUAUGAAUUGUCUUUGUUUUACAGUAAAUACAGAAGAAUGUCUUUGAUCACUGGAGUCUGUCAGUGUUGGAAUGUUUCCACUGUGAGGUUCUUAAAUUUUUUUUUCAUUAUGUUCAACUGUCAGUCUCAACUGAGAUCACUUCAGUUUGGGAAGGUUUUAUGGUCAAAAUAUCACAUCUACAAUUUAUAAGAAAAAUCUGUAAGAAAUCUAAAAGUUCAUUUUAACCUUUGCACAGGAUAAUUUGUUUUCAUAGUAUACUAAUGAACAUCUGCAAUCUUCACUGACUAUUAGUGCUGUUUUCUGUUUGUAUUUUGGAAACUACAUGUUGUUUUGUUUUGGGUUAUUUUUGGUUAAUUUAUUUCCUUAAAGCAGGAGACCUCUUUUGACCUUCAGUGCAGAGAUGUCAGACCAAUUAUUUGUAUUACACUUGGUUGCCUCCUACCUAUAUAAUAACUUCUGAGUGUAAAUAAUUGAACUCUAUCCUCUAAUGAAGUAUUGUAGAGAAUAAAUCAUAAUGGAAAAA